AUGUCACGCACACUGCUCACCUCGGGUUACGGCGGCAAGAUCUACACCCUGGCCUUCGACCCCGCCUCGUCCUCACUCCGCACCUCCUCAACCGUCUCCUGCGGCAAAGCCCCGACCUGGCUGACUUUGUCCGGUCAACACCCCAUCGUCUACACCGGUGACGAAUUCUCCCAACCCGACGGCAUCCUCCAUGCGUUCCGCUUCGACGCAUCCGGCUCGCUCGACUCGCUCUCAACGGCCAAAGUCGCGGAGGGACCGGUCCAUUUCUGCCUCUCGAGUGACGGGAGGAGGAUGUUUACGGCAAACUAUGCCAGUGGGACUUUGAGUGUCGUUGGGAUCAAGGAGGACGGGACGUUUGACGAGGAGGGAAAGGUCGAGACGAGGGUUUUCAAGGGUACUGGGCCAAAGAAGGACAGGCAGGAGGCGCCGCACGUUCAUGGAGUCUACCUCGACCCGACAAACCGCUACCUCUUCGCUGCCGACCUCGGCGCCGACGUCCUCCGCGUCUUCGACGUCUCCUCCCCCGACAAGCUCGAGCAACUCCCGGCAAUCACCAUGCCCGCCGGCAACGGUCCCCGUCACCUCGUCUUCACCACUCCAGGCGAGAACUCGUCCCGCACGGUCCUUUACUUGAUGGAGGAGAUCCGGUCGACGAUUGCGGUGUUUGAAGUGGAGUAUCCGUCGGAGAAGAGCCCGGACUUGAGCUUGAAGGCAUUGCAGAAGGAGGUCUCGAUCCUUCCGCCGGACUUCACGGACCACCAAGGCGACUGGACUGGCGCGGAGCUCGCCAUCUCGCCCAGCGGCCGCUACCUCUACGCCUCGAACCGCUGUCCCGUCGACAAACCUGCACCCUACGACACCCUCGCCAUCUUCGAACUCACUGCCGCCGGCACGCUCAACACGAACGUCUCGCCCGUCCAAUUCGACCUCGGUGGACGAGGACCGCGACACUUUGCGCUCAGCCCGAAGAAGGACGACGAGAGGGAGGGCAAGUACAUGGCUGUUGCGCUGGAACGGACGAGCGAGGUGGUCGUGUACGAGGUGGACGAGGACAAGCAGGAUCGGUUGACGGAGGUUGCCCGCCUGAAGGAUAUCGACCAGCCGACGUGCAUUCAGUGGCUGCCGUAG
Molecule: messenger RNA, 1128 nt
Organism: Rhodotorula toruloides NP11
Lineage: Eukaryota; Fungi; Basidiomycota; Microbotryomycetes; Sporidiobolales; Sporidiobolaceae
Product: 3-carboxymuconate cyclase
Exons: 3
Coding region: 1-1128 (375 amino acids)
Molecular function (GO): 6-phosphogluconolactonase activity; protein binding
Source: RefSeq, a predicted model, not a curated record